Molecule: messenger RNA, 956 nt
Organism: Rhizopus microsporus ATCC 52813
Lineage: Eukaryota; Fungi; Mucoromycota; Mucoromycetes; Mucorales; Rhizopodaceae
Exons: 1
Coding region: 89-619 (176 amino acids)
Source: RefSeq, a predicted model, not a curated record
AGCAGAAACAAACCAAAGGAGAGGAGAAAACUGAUGAAAGUUUGACUGUGAUAGAUAUGCAAAGGAUUUGGAAAAACGCAUCGGCCGCAUGGAAAGGUUAAUCCAAGAGGCCAAAGCAUCGGAAACAAGAAAGUCUCCAGAUAUAAUAUAUGAACUCGAGAAGAACAAGAGCAUUGUCCGUCGAAAACCGCGAGUAGAAGAAAGCGAUCGAUCAACCACUUCCAUCCCUAUUACUACUACGACUACUACUACUAGCAAUAAAACAACAUUAUCAAACCUAUUUGAGGAGUACGGCAUAUUGAAUCCCAAGCAAUGGCUUCCGGGUGUUAAGUAUGAUACUAUUCAAUACUUAGGCGAUCUUUCCACCUUCCAGUUCCUUGGGAAUAGGCUUGACUUGUCACGUGAAAUGAAAUGGGAAGGAUACACUAUAAAAAGGUUUGGAGAGGAUACAGUACUGGUUGCUGAUAGAAAGGAAGCAAACGUGCAGCAAUACAGUCGCCUCAUUCCAGAAAUUCGAUGGCCAAAAGGAAUGGAUGCCCAAGGCGAAGACAUACAUCAAUACAUUUAUGCCGUAACGGGCCUUGACAAGCACACAGCGGCUCGACUGUUAAAGAUGUAAAGUAAAAAAGUAACCCACAAUUAGCCCAAAGUUUCUUACGGCAAUACGAUAGAUACUUUGCAAACGUACAUCCCAUCCUACCAGUCGUUGAUAAGACUGAAUUUAUUGAUCAAUAUCGUGGUAGAAUGGAUGCGUUCCCUUCUGGUGAUCUGCUGAAUGCCAUGUUUGGUGCAGCCGCUCGAUUUGUAGAACACCAAAGAACAGGUUAUGAAGGACAAAGAGAGCUGCCUUCGGAUGUGAUGUUGGAUGUGUCUAUUGGAUGGUCAAACAGCUUUUUUGAUCGAGCAGAACAUCUGCUACUGAACUGGUCGACAACACCAACGCUUUCAAAAAUUCA